UGAAGAUGGCGGUGCAAGAAACAGCUGCUCAACUCUCUAUGGCUCUAAAGGUCCAAGAAUAUCCAACUUUGAAGGUACCCUAUGAGACCUUGAAUAAACGCUUCCGAGCAGCCCAGAAAAACAUAGACCGGGAGACUAGUCACGUUACUAUGGUGGUUGCAGAGCUGGAGAAGACACUUAGCAGCUUUCCUGUGGUGGAUUCAGUUGUUUCCCUCCUUGAUGGGGUGGUUGAAAAGCUUAGUGCCCUCAAGAGAAAGGCCGCGGAGUCCAUCCAGGCAGAAGAUGAGAGUGCAAAGCUAUGCAAGCGUCGCAUAGAGCACCUUAAGGAGCACAGCAGCGACCAGCCAGCAGGAGUCAACCUGUGGAAGAAGAAGCGUAUGGACCGCAUGAUGGUGGAGCACCUGCUGCGCUGUGGCUACUAUAACACUGCAGUCAAACUGGCUCGACAAAGUGGAAUCGAGGAUUUGGUAAAUAUUGAGAUGUUCCUUACUGCAAAAGAGGUUGAGGAGUCUCUUGAACGUCAGGAAACAUCCACCUGUCUGGCCUGGUGCCAUGACAACAAGUCUCGCCUGCGUAAAAUGAAAAGCUGUUUGGAAUUCAGUUUGAGGAUUCAGGAGUUUAUUGAACUUAUUCGCCAGAACAAACGCAUGGAUGCUGUACGACAUGCAAGGAAGCACUUCAGCCAGGCAGAGGGAGGCCAGCUGGAUGAGGUGCGACAGGUCAUGGGAAUGCUGGCCUUCCCCUCUGACACUCACAUUUCACCUUAUAAGGACCUUCUGGAUCCAGCUCGUUGGAAAAUGCUCAUCCAGCAGUUCAGAUACGACAACUACAGAUUACACCAGCUUGGGAACAACUCAGUAUUCACGAUCACUCUCCAGGCAGGCCUGUCUGCCAUCAAAACUCCGCAGUGUUACAAAGAGGACGGGACCUCCAAAAAUCCUGACUGUCCUGUAUGCAGUAAGUCACUGAACAAGCUGGCUCAGCCUCUACCCAUGGCCCACUGUGCAAACUCGCGCCUGGUGUGCAAAAUCUCUGGUGAGGUCAUGAAUGAAAACAACCCACCCAUGAUGCUGCCUAAUGGCUAUGUGUAUGGAUACAAUUCUCUCUUAUCCAUACGCCAAGAUGACAAGGUAGUGUGUCCCAGAACCAAAGAAGUCUUCAACUUUUCCCAGGCUGAAAAAGUCUACAUUAUGUGAUGGGACAUCUAUGGAGUAUUCUGCAGGAUAUUUAGUUAUGACAUCAACCUAGGCUGGGUGGAUCCACAGUAAAUCCACAAGUCUGAGGGCUUCAGCCCCAAGCCCCUGUUCCAUGACUGAAUUCAAUCAACGACAUGCCCUCACCCCUUUCUGACCUGCUAAAACCUUCAAUGGGAGGGAGGGUUGGAAAUGCAGUGGGGUGGAUUUUGGGAUGGAUUGAUGAAAAAGACUUUUUGUUUUUAAAAGCAUUGAUAUUUUGACAUUUAUUUAACUGGAUUCCUUACAGUAGUGCCGUGUAAACAGUGCUCCAUAUUAUAUCAUAAGCAAGAGCUUCUGAUUUAAUCUGUAGUGAGUAGAACUACCCAAGUAUACAUUAUCGGUGUUGAACGGGGUAUCCUUUUCAUGAAGCACAUUUUUGAAAUAACUUGUGAGUAGGUCUGGAUGAGGAAAAAAAAAAACAAAUAAACACCUUUUAAGUCUUA
This is a messenger RNA of Chanos chanos (milkfish), 1678 nucleotides long. It is a transcript of the gene maea, whose product is annotated as macrophage erythroblast attacher, E3 ubiquitin ligase. The transcript has 9 exons. Lineage: Eukaryota; Metazoa; Chordata; Actinopteri; Gonorynchiformes; Chanidae. Gene Ontology annotation, molecular function: ubiquitin protein ligase activity; protein binding. Bases 6 to 1196 code for a protein of 396 amino acids. The record is from RefSeq and is a predicted model, not a curated record. Gene Ontology annotation, biological process: proteasome-mediated ubiquitin-dependent protein catabolic process. Gene Ontology annotation, cellular component: GID complex; cytoplasm; nucleus.